UAAUUGUUAUACAGGGUAUUAGUAUAGGGGAGUAGAGACACAGCCGAUGAUUAGGGCCUUGUACAAAAUUGAUGUAGAAUAAUGUCGGUGAUAUAUGUUUGUGCAAUUAAUAAAUAACAAUCCGACAUCAUCCGUUUAUUUCCAACGACCCAACAAAUAUAACAGUGGCGACGAGGACGAAAAAUACGAAUCUACGUUAAUACAUAUACAUUUUACAAGAUCACGUUCGGUGCGUUCCAAAAGUAAGGUUAAGGGCAUACACAUUGAAAAAGAAUUUACAUAAGUCAUGACUACGACCACAAGUUCAACGGCUACGACAAAUACAACUACAAGCCCAAUGGCUACUACGGAAAGUUCUGGGACUACACUUACAUCUUCUAUCCAAGAACCGAUUUCACAUGCCGUACAUACAGUAUUCUCCAUUGAAACGUACGAUACAACUAAAAACUUUGAUAGAUGGUUAAUGAGGUUGGAGAGCGCAUUUAGUGUGUUCGGAGUACCAAGGAAUAAGCAAGCACCAUACCUUUUACAUUACAUGGGUCCAGACGCAUAUGACGUUUUGUGUGACAAAUUAUCACCAGAAGUACCAGUACAAAAAACUUACGAAGAGUUGGUGAAUUAUAUGAAAACUCAUUAUAAUCCGGAACCAUUGGAGAUAGCGGAGAUAUUUCGAUUUCUACAGAGAAGACAGCACGAAGGCGAAAGUACACAAGAUUUUUUAACAUCCUUGCAAAAGUUAGCGACCAAGUGCAAUUACGGAACAUAUCUUAAGAAGGCACUACGUAAUCAGUUUGUCUUUGGACUGCGGAACCAAGCAAUACAAAGUCGUUUAUUGGAACAUAAGGAUUUAACCGUAGAAAAGGCAGUAGAAGUUGCGAAGAGUAUGGAGGUGUCUCAAAGAGACGCAGCUCAACUACACAAUGCUCACCGUGGGACAGUACAAUCCAUUACACCAGCAUAUAAAAACUCUAAGUUUUCAAAAAGUGGAAAUUUUGUGUGGCGAUAGUAAUCAUGUAGCAUCUAAAUGCAGAAAGAAGAAGCUCUAUUGCAGUCUUUGUAAAGGGCAAGGUCACGUAAGCAAAGUAUGUAUGAAAGUAAGGCAACAGAAACAACAGGCGAAUCAGGUAGAAGAAAUUUUCACAUUACAAACUGAACAUACUACAUUUAGAGAAAAAUUCUUGUUAACGCUAAAAUUAAAUGGUACACUAGUUGAAUUUGAAGUUGAUAGUGGAGCUGCAGUGAGUAUAAUUAAUGUAACUCAAUUUAAACAAUUAUUCCCCAAUAUUCAAGUAGAAAAUACAAACUUACAAUUAGUCACUUACUGUAAAAGAGAAUUGGACGUUGUAGGAUUUGUAUCGGUAACUGUUACAUACAACACUGUACAGAAAAUUUUGAAUUUAUACAUAGUUAAGUCUGAUAGAAAACCGUUACUUGGUAGGGAAUGGAUAAGACAAUUACAAUUAGAUCUAGCAACUAUUUCUCAUGUAUCUCUAGAAACAUGCCCCAAUACAUUAGAUAAAGUGAUACAAAAAUAUCAGUCAGUUUUUGAGCAAAAUAUGGGAAAAAUUAAACAUUUGCAGGCAAAGUUACAAGUGAAAGAAGGUGCAACACCGAUUUUUGUUAAAGCUCGUAAAGUUCCUUAUGCACUUCUACCCAAAGUAGAAGAAGAAUUACAAAUAUUGGAGAAAGAGGGAGUGUUAAUUAAAGUAAAUACGUCAGAAUGGGCAACACCUAUUGUCCCAGUUGUAAAAUCUAAUGGUAGAAUUAGGAUUUGUGGAGAUUUCAAAAUUACACUUAAUAAAAAUUUAAUUGUAGACGAGCAUCCCUUACCAACAGUAGAAGAAUUAUUUUUGAGUUUAGCUGGGGGAGAUAAGUUCACAAAACUUGAUUUACAACAAGCGUACUUACAGUUAGAAGUAUGUCCCGAAGAUAGAAAAUAUCUAACACUAAGUACUCCAAAAGGGCUUUACCAAAGUACUAGGCUAAUGUUUGGUAUAGCUAGUGCACCAGCCAUAUGGCAACGCACAAUAGAAACAAUACUACAAGAUAUUGACGGGGUUACAGUCUUUUUAGACGAUAUUAAAAUUACAGCACCUAAUAAUACUAUACAUUUUCAGCGAUUAGAGUUAGUACUAGGUAGAUUAGCAAAGUAUAAUAUACGGGUAAACCUUUCAAAAUGUGAAUUUCUUAAAGAUAAAAUUGAGUAUUGCGGUUAUGUAAUUGAUAAAGUGGGUAUACAUAAAUCUAAGGCAAAAAUUGAAGCAAUACAGAAAGUAAAGAUUCCUACCAAUAAAACCGAAUUACGUGCAUUUGCAGGGUUAGUAAAUUAUUACGGUCGAUUCAUGCAGAACUUAAGUUCUACAUUGCAUCCAUUAUAUAAAUUGUUAAAAAAAGAUAUACCUUUUAAAUGGAAUAAGGAGUGUCAAAAAGCUUUUGAAAUUGUGAAAUCACAAAUACAAUCACCUAAAGUUUUAGUUCAUUUUGACCCAAAACUACCAUUGGUGUUAGCUACAGAUGCCAGCCCGUACGCAGUAGGGGCUGUACUAUCACAUACAUUUCCAGACGGAUCUGAACGACCAAUUUGUUUUGCAUCACAAACUUUAACAACAGUACAGCAAAAAUACGCCCAAAUUGACAAGGAGGCAUACAGUAUCGUAUAUGGAGUAAAAAAAUUCUUUUAUUACUUGUUUGGAAGAAACUUUACACUAUAUACAGACCAUAAACCUCUAGUACAUAUUUUUUCACCAGUAGCAAGUUUACCAUCUUUGACUGCCACAAGAAUGCAGCAUUAUGCACUCUUUUUACAGGGAUUUAAAUACAAUAUUAAAUA
This is a messenger RNA of Photinus pyralis (common eastern firefly), 2830 nucleotides long. RefSeq lists its product as uncharacterized. The record is from RefSeq and is a predicted model, not a curated record. The coding region runs from base 287 to 1006 and encodes 239 amino acids. NCBI's taxonomy places the organism in Eukaryota, Metazoa, Arthropoda, Insecta, Coleoptera, Lampyridae. The transcript is spliced from 2 exons.